Nerophis ophidion (straightnose pipefish) is the source of this 4332-nucleotide messenger RNA. RefSeq names its product E3 ubiquitin-protein ligase RNF19B. NCBI's taxonomy places the organism in Eukaryota, Metazoa, Chordata, Actinopteri, Syngnathiformes, Syngnathidae. The record is from RefSeq and is a predicted model, not a curated record. The coding region runs from base 2213 to 4015 and encodes 600 amino acids. Gene Ontology annotation, molecular function: zinc ion binding; ubiquitin protein ligase activity; ubiquitin conjugating enzyme binding. Gene Ontology annotation, cellular component: ubiquitin ligase complex; cytoplasm. Gene Ontology annotation, biological process: ubiquitin-dependent protein catabolic process; protein polyubiquitination; positive regulation of proteasomal ubiquitin-dependent protein catabolic process. The transcript is spliced from 12 exons.
UAAUGUUUAGCAAGCUCAGCAGGUUUGCUAGGGGAGGCUGCUAAAUGUAAACCAUUUCACAUUUGACCCGACACAACACGGGAAGCAAACACGGACGCCAAAAACAAACACAUGCCUUUCUUGGUUGUAAUUAGCGGCCGCUAUCCGCGUCAAAUCACGGCUAACUUAGCCAGGGAGAAGCUAACGUCAACUACGGUGCAAAAGUGAGCCUCCAUGCUAACUUACCGAAAAAGAGAAAGUACUCUUCCCCCCUAGUGGCGUCUUCGCCGCCGCAGUGCGCCCCAUUAGCUGCGGCGCGGCUCCACGGGAGUGCACCGCGUCUGGAGAUCCGCCAUUUCUUCAUGAGCCUCGGCGACAAAGAAAGGCAAUUAAAGCUAUUUUUCAUAACUUAAUUGAUUUUCCCAUUCGCUCUGUGAUCUGCCGGAGCAGGAACAACAAGGCGACUUCCGGUUGGGGGCACUUCACAACUAAAGCGCGCAUACGUCGUCGCGUAAGUGACGGUGUUUUUCCUGCAUUUUUGCAGCACCCUUUCAUCCACCACGUCUCAAGGAAAUAUUUGCUACUAUUAGAGCUUUAAAGAGUGUCGAAUGACGUCCGAGUCACAACACACAAGGAGACUUCGAGUUUGUUUAUCUCUGUAAGAACGCACAACCGCUGGCCAUAACAUUAGGUACACCUAAUACACUUAGCACAACUAAUACGCAUCCACACAAUUCUUGUCAAUUACAUGACGUAUUUUUCUGAAAAAACGUGUUUGAACUACGACUAGAUUUUGACAGGAUUCACGUACGAUGCAUAACUUUUGUGUACUUUUAUAGUAUAAACUAAUUCUUUUAUUUUGAAAGAGCCUCCAGACCCUGUCGGAGUUCAUGACGUUUUUAUGGAGCUGCAUUUUCGCUCUUUGUCACUUCCGGCAGCAUAUUCACGAAAUAACACCCAUUUUAAAGGCCUACUGAAACCCACUACUACCGACCACGCAGUCUGAUAGCUUAUAUAUCAAUAAAGAAAUAUGAACAUUGCAACACAUGCCAAUACGGCCUUUUUAGUUUACUAAAUUGCAAUUUUAAAUUUCCCGGGAGUUUCUUGUUGAAAAUGAUGAUGACGUAUACGUGUGACGUCACGGACUGUAAGGAAAUAUUAGCGCUGCGCACACACAGCUAAAAGUCGUCUGCUUUAACCGCACACUUACACAGUAUUUUGGACAUCUGUGUUGCUGAAUCUUUGGCAAUUUGUUCAAUUAAUGAUGGAGAAGUCAAAGUAGAAAGAUGGAGUUGGGAAGCUUUAGACUUUAGCCACACAAACACACAGUGAUUCCUUGUUUGAAAUUCCCGGAGGUGAAGCUUUCCUAUGGAUCAGAGCGGUCAAGCGAACAUGGAUCCCAAACAAAUGUCAACCAGCAGUUUUCGGUGAGAAAAUUGGGGUAAAAAGUCACCACUUACCGGAGAUCCGCUGAGCUUGUGCCGUCCAUACAGCUGCCGUCGACUUCCCUCAAGACACCCGUGGACACACCCCUCCGACUAUCAGUGUGCCACCCCUUGCUGCAAACACAUACAGCGGGUCGUCAGCGAGGUGCACGCCGGGGGAAGGCUCGCCUCACCGCGGACGCAUCGCUCUGUUUGCUACCCACCGCCCCUCCAUAACAAAUCAGCCCCGGUUCUCUGCAGCUUUACCGGGGGGGAAACGGGCGGAGGACACCGCCUGGAAAUGAGGAGGAUGAGGAUCUUCAUUGCGUCUUUAGGGGAGGAGCCAUUUGUUUAAUACGCUGCAAGGAGAGUGUGGUUUUCGUCCUGGUCGUGGAACUGUGGACCAGCUCUGUACUCUCGGCAGGGUCCUUGAGGGUGCAUGGGAGUUUGCCCAAGCAGUGUACAUGUGCUUUGUGGACUUGGAGAAGGCCUUCGACCUUGUACUGUGGGGAGUGCUGCGAGCAGGGGCGCUCACACUUUUUCUGCAGGUUUUAACAAUUACUGAGGACCCACAGAAGUCCGGUGAAGAAGAGGAUAAAGCAGGAAUCUCCCGAUGAAUCCUUACCUGUGAUGCUCCCCUCUUGACGGGGGCCACCUCCUCCCUUGUCUGCCUCCAUCGGUGCCUCUCUUCUCUCCUCCACAAACACACACACACACACACACACACACACACACACACACACACACUGCGCUUCUGCUCAUGGUCCUUGGCCUACGCUCCUCAGUUGCCGUUCCAGUCCCAGUAGACCAUGAAGAGGCCCAAACAGCAGCAGACAGGGCCCCUGAGCUUCCUCAACUUCUUCAGUCGAAAGCCCAAAUCGGAACCGAGGCCCGAAAAGAAUGUGGAGGUCCAGCCCAAAGAGGAAGUAGCCAUCACCCUCACCCUGAGCGAACACCCAGAGCCGGAAUUUGCGACAGAAGAUGCUGCAGAAUCCAAAGUACCCGGAGGCGAAGGAGAAGCCGCUGAGCCGCUGGAGGACGGCGCAGUGGCGGCGGCGGCGGCUGCUCCAAGCUGCACCGACGUCCUGUCACUCUCCUCAUCCAGCCAGGACCAGCAGGUGGACGAGCACCUGGAGGAGUGUCCCUUAUGUCUGCUCAGCCAGCCGCGUUGCAACUUCCCUAGACUUACCACCUGCUCCCACCGCACCUGCUCUGACUGUCUGCGUCAGUACCUACGCAUCGAGAUAUCUGAGAGCCGGGUGGGCAUCGCGUGCCCGCAGUGCCCUGAGACCCUGGCGCCGCUUGACGUGCGCGCCAUCCUGGAUGAUGGGGCGCUGCUGGAAAGGUUUGAGGAGUACCAUCUGAGGCGUUUCCUGGCGGCUGACCCUGACACGCGGUGGUGUCCGGCACCUGACUGCAGCUAUGCAGUCAUCGCUUAUGGCUGCGCCGAGUGUCCCAAGCUGAGCUGCGGCCGCGAUGGAUGCGACACGGAUUUCUGCUACCACUGUCGCCAGCUGUGGCACCCCAACCAGACAUGCGACCAGGCCCGACGUCAGCGAGCACGCCACGGCUCGGGCAGUAAGGACGCCUCGGCUCUGUACGUCUUCAACGAGGAGGGCGGAGGAGAUGCAGAGGAGAUCAAGCCCUGCCCCCGCUGUGGCGCCUACAUCAUGAAGACCAACGACGGCAGCUGUAAUCGCAUGAACUGCACUGUGUGCGCCUGUCAGUUCUGCUGGUUGUGUAUGCAAGAGAUCACCGAUGUGCACUACCUCAGUCCCUCAGGGUGUACAUUUUGGGGGAAGAAGCCGUGGUCGCAAACACGCAAAGUCCUGUGGCAGGUGGGCAUGCUGCUGGGAGCCCCUGUGGUAAUCUCCCUCAUAGCGGGCAUCGCUAUACCCGUCAUCAUAGUGGGCAUACCCAUCUACAUGGGACGCAAGGUCCAUGGUCGCUGUAAGAAAAACAAUAUCUCAGGAAGUAAGCACUACUUGACGGUGGCCAGCGGCGUGAUGAUGUCAGUUUUUGUGUCGCCCGUCAUAGCAGCUGUCACUGUAGGUGUAGGCGUGCCGCUCAUGUUGACAUACGUGUACGGUGUGGUGCCCAUGUCGCUCUGCAGGAACGGCUGGUGUCGACCCAACAGCGAGUCCCCUGACACACACAAGAUUCAACUGGAGGACUUGGCUAGCUACCUUCUGUUCUCUCACGUGGUCAGCGACCACUGGACGGCCCAGAGCAACCCCGUGCUCGGCGACGCCUCCGGCCUCCAGGAGGUCAGCGUGCAGGAAAGUAGCUCCCUUCCGAGCACCAGCGCCGCCACCGCCCCGCUCGGCAGCUUUUUCCCAAAGGAGGAGGAGUCGAUUGAGCGUCCCGCAUACGCCCAGGAGGACAGCCAAUCAAAGCGCACACAAGUGCUUCCUUCCAGGGACGGGACCAACAUCGAAGUCCGCGUGGAAAUCGAGACCCACCGCAGAGGCGCUCGCCAGUCCAGCCUUAGUAGCGUCCUGUCCAGCCGUAGCUUGUCCGCCGAGUCGCUGCAGGGACAGUCGGGGGCGGACGGAGGAGACAAGCCAGGAAGGGAAGAAGGGAGCGUGUUCCUUGAAACAGACCACGUAUGAUAUGAUGCACAGGGUCUACGUAGGGGAAUAUAACACCCAAUAAAAAGGGGGGCGGUGAACAGACGGAUGGACCUGCAGGCCUCGGCCCGCCUUCUGCUCCCCAGACCCUCCCACCAGAUGCCUUUAACCAAUGAGGAAGAGGAGAUACAUAGUGUGUGUGUGCUAGGAAGUUAGCAUGCCACUGCAAUCAGGAGAGCAUUAUAACCUCACAGCAUGCUAGCUGGCGACUUCAUUCAUUCACCGGACGUCUUCUUUGUUGUCUCAUCUCACCUGUAGCGACCCCCCACCCCUCAAUAAAUAAAGAGACCCUCGCAAAA